This is a messenger RNA of Rhipicephalus sanguineus (brown dog tick), 3638 nucleotides long. RefSeq names its product long-chain-fatty-acid--CoA ligase 4. The coding region runs from base 341 to 2506 and encodes 721 amino acids. Gene Ontology annotation, cellular component: plasma membrane; endoplasmic reticulum; lipid droplet. Gene Ontology annotation, biological process: long-chain fatty acid metabolic process; neuron differentiation; long-chain fatty-acyl-CoA metabolic process. The record is from RefSeq and is a predicted model, not a curated record. NCBI's taxonomy places the organism in Eukaryota, Metazoa, Arthropoda, Arachnida, Ixodida, Ixodidae. The transcript has 3 exons. Gene Ontology annotation, molecular function: palmitoyl-CoA ligase activity.
ACACGCCAGAGGAAACCCGUAGCGGCAAGACCAACGCGACCGCGCCUACGCUCCUACGGACGUCGACUCUCAUCGACGCUAUACUAUACGAGGAUCGGAAGCUAAAACGGAAACAGAGAGACGCGGCAAGGAGCGACUUACCAUCUAGGGCCUAGUACGACUCGAAGAAAAAAAUGAAUUGAACAUAUAAAGCACCGAAUCCGUCUUCCCCACCAGCGCUGAUUAGUUCUUCAAUGUCCUCACUGCCGCAAAACAUGAAAAUCAUCCUACGAAGCUACACUCACCUGAACUUCGAUGUUUGAUUCUUCUCAACGCUAACGCUCUCAGGUCACAAAAAGCCAUGUUCUCCUUUGCGAUCGACCUAGUCGUUUUCCUAAUCAAGGUCCUCGUUACCGCCUACGACGUCAUCAGCAUUCCCGUCUACUUCGUACUCCAGAAGCCCUGGGUCUACUGGAAGCAAAAACGACUGCGGUUCGCCAAACCCAUCAAAGAUGGCGACCCGUCGUCGCCUUACGUACGCCCGGAAACGCUCGACAUCGAAUGCCUGAAGGGUGUCCGAACGCUGGACGAAGCCACCCGCAAAGCAGUUCGGUCGUACCCCGAGCGACCCGCUCUGGGUACGAGGCCAGUCCUCGGACAAAGCGAGGACAAGCAGCCCGACGGCAGGGUCUUCAAGAAACUUGUUCUGGGCGACUACCAGUGGCUCACGUACGACGAGGUCGACCAGAAGAUCGACCUGACGGCACGCGGUCUGCAGGCCAUAGGCCUGAGACCACGUCAGCGCAUGGCCAUCCUAGCCGAGACGCGCUUGGAGUGGUUCGUAACGGCGCAGGCCUGUUUCCGCGCCAACGUCCCGCUAGUCACUCUGUACGCGACGCUUAGCAACGAAGGGAUAGUGAGCGCAGUAAACAGGACCGCGGUGACGCACUUGGUCACUUCUGCGGACCUCCUUCCCCGGGUGAUAAGCAUCUCGGGCAAGACGCCGUCACUUACGCACAUCGUCUACAUGGAGAACGCUUCGUCCAAACAGCUCCAACCGUCUGCAGCUCAGGGUCCUCAGGUCAUGCCGUUCUCCAGUCUUCAAACCUUGGGAAGCCAGCGCUACUUGCAAGAGUGCCGGCCCACGCCUGAUGACAUCGCGAUCAUCAUGUUCACCAGCGGAUCCACGGGAAUUCCCAAGGGUGUCAUGGCAACGCACAGCAACCUCAUGACGACGAUGAGAUCCUUCGCUUUUCUCUGCCAGAACUUCGGGGUCGCAGGCAGCGAAGACGUCUACAUCGCCUUCCUGCCUCUGGCCCACAUGCUCGAGCUUUCUUUCGAGAUACUGCUCAUGAGCGUGGGCGGUCGCAUAGGCUACUCCUCUCCCCUCACGCUCACCGACAAGUCAAACGGCGUCGAUCCGAGCUGUCGCGGAGACGCGACCGUUCUGAAGCCGACUCAGAUAACCUGUGUUCCUCUCGUGGCUGACCGGAUCCGGAAAGGAAUCAACGAAAUGGCCGCUUCCAAGGGUGCCCUGUUCAAGGCGCUAUUUGACUACGCCGUACAGUACAAAUGCCGCUGGCUGAACCUCGGGUUCGACACUCCCAUCCUCAACCGGGUACUGUUCAACAAGACGAGCCGCGUUCUCGGAGGCAAAACCAAGUUCAUCGUGAGCGGCUCGGCCCCGCUGUCCAAUCAGACCCGCUGGUUUCUGAGGGCCUGUCUAAAUUGCCCGGUCGUCGAAGGAUACGGCUUGUCAGAGACGAGCUGCGUGACCACGGCCAUGGAUCGGCGGGACACAAGCACGGGACGCGUGGGACCCCCGCUUCCGGGUUGCUACUUGCGCCUGGUCGACUGGCCGGAGGGCGGCUACAGCGUCGCCGACAAGCCUAACCCUCGCGGCGAGGUCGUUGUCGGAGGUCCGUGCAUCACCAAGGGGUACUUCGAGGACGAAGAACUGACGCGAGAGUCGUUCCGGGAGGAAGGCGGCGUCCGCUGGUUCUACACUGGCGAUGUAGGCGAAAUCUUCCCCAACGGCACGCUCAAGAUCAUCGACCGCAAGAAGGACAUCGUGAAACUUCAGCACGGCGAGUACGUGGCCCUAGUCCACGUCGAAGCGGUGCUCAAGUCCUGUCCACUCGUCGAAAACGCGUUCGUGUACGGUAACUCCCGGUACGCUUACCUGGUGACCUUCGUGUCGCCCAACUACGACCAAUUGCUGCGCUUGGCUCGACGCCUCGGCAGGGAACAAUUAGCAUCUAUGAGAGAGCUGUGCGCCGAUUCCGUAGUCGCCGGCACCGCCGAGGAGUUUAUUCUGAACUACGCGCGUUCGUGCGAUUUGCAGAAGGCCGAGGUGCCUCGCAAGGUGAGACUAUGUCACGAAGAAUGGACGCCGGACACGGGACUAGUCACGCCCACGUUGAAGCUUUGCAGAAAGCCUCUGCAAAAGUACUACGAGAGUGAUAUAAACGCUCUUUACGAGUCGGACGAGGAAUGCGUUGUGCCUCUCAUACACCGCCCCGAGUAGUUGUGAUGGAAGUUAUUAGGCUAUAUUUGUGAUACGGUUGAAGUACUGGGUAUCAUAGCUUACCUAUACCGACUGGCAAGCGUUCAAAUACAAGGCCCGCACUGGAGUGACACUGACGGAGGAAGCUCUCGCAAAAUGGCGUGCCUGCAGACCAAGAAAUGGGCACUCGUCAUACAUUACAAACGUAGGCGUACGUAGUGUUCGCCAUUAGAGGUGGGUGAAGUGUCACCCCAGUGCCUCCCCCCCCCCCCCCAUUGGUAAAGUCCGAAAGAAAAGAUUCGCAAUGGAUGCAGAACUGAAAAUGAAGCGACGACGUACUUCUCUCAACGGCCUGCCUUUGGUCCCCGGCUCUCCGUGGGUAAAAGUGGCGAGUAAACAGUUCUUGGAAUACAACAUCAGGGGUCAUCGGCCCUCAUUCUCGUGAAAAAACUUGCAUGUUCAUGACCCCGAACUUCAAACGAUGGCCGGACAGGGUCCGACUAAGUAAGGUAUACGGGGCAGACUUGGCGCCUCCCUUAGACGAUUCGGUGGGCGGCCGCCCCCCUGCUCUCCCUGUGCGCCCGCCUAUGAUUACGAUGGUCAAGCGGACACCAAACACGAGAACAACGUCGAGUGAGCUGCGCAAUAUGCACUGCUGCCGUAAUUAAGACCGUGCAACGUCUUGUAUAUAUGUAAUGAUUACAUUGACCUGUAAGAUAAAGGAGCCCUGAACAUGGACCCUUACAUCACUUCUUGCUGAGACAACCGUGCCCAGGAACGCUCCUCACCUUCGGGCGUUGUUGGCUGGAGUGCUGGGUGUGUGAGUACAGUCGCGCACAAUAUGACUAGCAACACGGGAGCACGUGGCCUCAAGAGCUCCAAGAUCACCGAUGGCUUCCACAACCCAUUACAUCACUAACUGAAUGCUCUUCUUUCACUUGGGGAGGAUAUAAUACAAUAAAAUAUAAUUUAGUUGAGCAAAUGAAGGCAGAUUGAAGCCAUGCGCGAUCCUUUGGCUCAUGAGGCCACACGCUCCCAUUUUGCAAGUUAUACUGAGCGCGACUGUACGUGUGUCUCUUUCUCUUUUCUUUCCCCUUUUCCCACUGACAAAUUGAGGCACCACUGGCGACAUUUUCGUUUUGUAAUAAAGGAC